This is a messenger RNA of Bacillus rossius redtenbacheri, 5890 nucleotides long. RefSeq lists its product as uncharacterized. NCBI's taxonomy places the organism in Eukaryota, Metazoa, Arthropoda, Insecta, Phasmatodea, Bacillidae. The coding region runs from base 439 to 1002 and encodes 187 amino acids. Gene Ontology annotation, molecular function: DNA binding; uracil DNA N-glycosylase activity; pyrimidine-specific mismatch base pair DNA N-glycosylase activity. Gene Ontology annotation, biological process: base-excision repair, AP site formation. Gene Ontology annotation, cellular component: nucleus. The transcript is spliced from 4 exons. The record is from RefSeq and is a predicted model, not a curated record.
GGUGUUGAGUUCAGUAUUUCUAUGGUCUGUGUAAAAACAUACGGUUUUGUUUCACUUAUUCGUGUCGUUGCAACGUACGUUGUUUGUUCAGAACUUCUCAAAUAUUUGUUUACGAAUGUGAAUUAUAGGCUUGUAUUAAUGUCAAAUAACUGUGCAAUUUUGUUAGAUACAUUGGUUUUUGCAUGGCUGUGCUGCGAGUCUCAAACGUAAAAAGUGAAUAUAUAUUUUGCAUCUUAUUGAUUUUUCGACUUCCUAACGGUGAACCAAUAGUAGGCGAGCUCCUUCGUUUUGAAGGGUGAGGUUUCGAUGCUCGCUUGGUUAGAUGUUCGUAAAUGGCAAGGUGCUAGAUAAUGGCUGAAUGACAGUCAUCUAAAUCCAAGUUUUAAAAAGCGAGUUGAGUGGUGGCGUGUUACCUGCAUUGCUGGAAUAAUAUUCGAAAUGCAGGUAGCUACGUUGUUUAGGGAGACAGCUACGCUCCUCGGAGCUAGCAUGGAAGCCCAGGAUACAUCUGGCUCUGAGACACAUAGCCUUAAAUUCAGAUCACCAUUUUCUGAUAGCAUCAUCAAGCAAGAGGUUCGGGAUGAUGGCUAUGAAACAUGUGGCGAUCUAGAGCUACGAUCUCAGUCGGAUGGUCACAAGCUGAUGAACCACCUCCACCUCACCGGGAAUAUGGGUGUCAAGUGCGAGCCACCAGAAGACCCUUAUAGUUUUGUAGAUGAUGAUCCAACACCAGGGCCUCAGCCUAGACCUCAGAACGUAGUCUCACAAAUAAUGCCCAAAAAACGAGGCCGCAAGAAAAAAAUAAUUCCAGACAGGUUAGAAGACACUGAAAACUUAGUUAAUGGGGAAAUGCUUAUUGGCAAGAAAAUGAAAGAUGAAAAAUUCACUCCAAUUUUUAAAGAAAGGAAAAAGCAUGAUAGAUUCAAUGGAAUGCCUGAAGAAGAAGUUUCCAAACGAACUCUUCCAGAUCAUUUAGCGCUCAACUUGGAUAUUGUCAUUUGAACUUUAUGUGUAUGUUAACAAGUGUGGAGGAGGAUUGGCUGAGGAGAUGCGUUGGAAGUACAUUUAUUAGUAAGUUGAUAGUGAAAACCUGCAACUAUGAGGUAAAGAAUUUCAUUUCAUGUUAAUUAUUUUCAGAAAUUACUAAUGAACUGUUGUAUUUGAAACAAAGAGCUUCUAGUGGUGUGAUGUAAACUUAUCAGUAAAGGUUACAGAUUAUUUUGUUGCUGUAUAAUUGUAAAUGUAAGCAGUCAUCAGAAUAAUAAUUUAUUUAUAUUAAUAUGUAGAACCUGUGACAGCGAGUUUUAACUAUUGGAAAAAUCUCUGGUAUUAUGGUGUUUUCUGGUAAUAAAUGUAAUGAAACUGUUUAUGAAUGUGAAAGUGUGUAACUCCUUAUGCAUUAAAUAUUUUAAUCAGUUUUGACAACCAAACAGAAUGGGUUGAUUAGUGAAGGAUCAACAAGUUUUUACUUUACUGUAAUGAUACAACGAUACGAAAUGACUGUAUUUUCAAUAACAUGUUCAUUUACAUACAUCAGAUGUAAAGACAAGGAUUUACAGUAUUUACUUGCAUUAUUGUGGCAGCAAUUUUACCAAAUUUUAUGGAAAAAAAGUGAGGUGCGACCAUUAUGGGAGGAAAUAUUUAAAAAAAAUUGUUAAGUAAAAUUUUUUAGUAAAUCGCUUGAAAAUGCUAAAUUAAAGAAGUUAAUAUCUAGGUACAUGGUACCUAUACGUAAUAUUUAUUUACAAUACGCGCAAAAUAAACAAAACUACUUUUGGUUACAAGAAAUUUGGCAAAAUAAAAAUAUAGUAUAAACACAAAAUUGCGAAAAAAUCAAUAAACAAAAUACAUUUCUAAAACACAUUCAAUCUGAACACUCACCAAGUUUAUCUAUUCAUUGUCUGAACCAGAUUCUGAGGCAUCAGAUUCAUUUGCCGGGACGUCAACGUCAUCUUCGUCGCCGCUGUCGUCACUGUUCUGACGCUAGAUCGUGUCGUCCUCCGUACCGUCUAGCGCGCACGAGAUGCCAGUCUUCUUAACACUCUUCACGAUUAUCUCAUGAGUAAUGAGACCCCAACUUCGCAUUAUCCACUCGCAAACCAAGAGCAAUGAUGGUCUCUUCAGCUUAUUCCCUUUCGUCAGUUAUUGCGUCCCACUGGCCAUCCACUCCCCAUACAGGCGACGGAGAUGUCCCUUGAAUGGCUUGUUCACGGAGACAUCUAGGGGUUGCUGAGCGCGGAAGCUGUCCCACACCAACAAGGCCUUUUGUUUCAGGAGACACCCUGGCCGUCGCUCCCACACAGUCUUUACCCAGUCCUUAACGAGCUCAGCGUCCAUCCAACCCUUUUCUUGAGCACGGACAUGUACGCCUGGAGGAAACUUCAUUCCCUUAGGCAACGUCUUCCGCUUGAAAAUUACGUAAGGCGGCAACUUCUGCCUAUCGGCCGUCACUGCAAGCAUUACUGUGCAACGCAUCCUCUCAUUCCCAGUAGUGCAUAUUAUUAUGCUUGACUACCCCUUCUCAUUGACCUUGGUGUUCUGCGGCAUGUCAAAAUAGACCGGCGUCUGAUCUGCAUUAGCUAUCUGCGAGAGGAGGUAGUCAUUUGUUUGUCGCAUCCGCAGAACGAAACGCUGGAACUUGAACACUUUGUUGUCAAAGUCCUUCGGCAACUUCUGGCAAAGGGAUGUCCUCUGCCGGAGUGAAAAAUUUUAAGGUCACAUAAAUCUCAUCGCCCACCCACGACUGGCCCAUAACUGGGCGUGCGGUAUGCCCCGCGCACGUGCUUCGUCUCUACCCUUGCACAUGAUCAUUUCUAGAGAAACACUGCACGCGUUGUUCCUUAACUCACGAAUGUACUCAGUCACUUGCGCAUCCACUUCAGGAAACUUCCCACGCUUAGGCCCUCGGAAAGCUCACAUAGAUGAACUUGUGUUAUUCAAGUUGUCUUUUUGUUUUCGUCAGUCACGAACAAGUUUUUCACUUACUGAAAAUUCUCUUUCCGCGGCCCGAUUUCCGUGCUCUUCUGCAAAUGCGAUUACGUGCAACUUGAAAGCAGCAGUAUACGAAUUGUAUUUACCCAUAUUCUCACAAAAUGAACUUUCUCAAACUCUGCAAUUACCGGUACUUUCCACUCCAACGCAAACGAGAUAAAACAAUGGCAUCACAGCAUCUUAUCUUCCACACACAUUUCUUCCUCCCACACGGCCAAUUAGGACACGCCGCUCAAGGUUGGACCAAUGAUAAGCGCUACACGCCACGUGAAAGCUAGCUGUUCCAUUGUGUUUACGGCUGUUCCGAUCGCGCCACACGCCACAUGAAAGUAGGCUGUUCCAUUGUGUUUACGGCUGUUCCAUUCGCGCCUCAGUCGCCAUCAAUAAAUUAGGGUGCGACGAUUAUGGGGAGAAUCUUAAAUAACAAAUUCAUUACCUGAAACAAUGGGUGCGACGAUUAUUCGAUUAAAUACGGUAUAUUUACAAGUAAAUUAUAUAAGCAGUUAAAUAUAAUAUAAAUUAGUGUACACAACUAUUAUGCAUUUGAGUUAUGACACAUGCACAAUUUAUAGUUAUAAUCUAUUAUCGUAUUCAAAUAUAUACAUCACCAUACUUUGUAGUUUUUAAUAGUAAAAAAUUUGCAUAUUUGCAUACACAAAUGUAAUUUACUUUCUGUUGCAGUGACAAAAUAUAAAAUGUAAUUUUAUAUUUUGAAAAGGCCUUAGUCAAAAAUUUUACAAUAUAUUCUCACUAAUCUCACUAAUUUUGACCAGUGAAGUGCCAAUUACUAAAAUUGUUUGAUUAUUUAAAGUUAAAAAAGGGCGUUUAAAUUAUAAACUUCUGUAUACUGUACUUUUUUUAAAUAACUACAAAAAAUCAACUGAUGUACAAGUGUGAUUGUAUAAUAUUUAUACAUUUCAAAACUUAAAUGAAGUAUUAUGAUAGUGGUGUAAUUGUCCAUAAAAAAUCAGUUCAGUUAUAUUUAAUAAAGAGGAAUUAUUUCUUUGGAGUCAAAAAACAAUCAGUUAUAUUUUGUGUUUUUGGCCUUAAAUGCUUAAAAUCCUUUGUUACUUUUCUCUGGAAUCUGUUUGUAAAGCAAGAAUAUCGUAAGCAGCUGCACAAUUUUCCUGAGCCUAUUUAAUGGAGGUAGGGAUGGCAUCAUUGCACUGCUGUCACUUACCUAUUUGAACAGCUACAUUUUGUCUUCCUCUUAUUUUUCUUUUCUUUGCAUGCUAUUGAUGAUGUUGUCAUCAUUGAAUAGCCAGCUAUCAUCUAGGGUCGUAUCUCCUGGCUUGUCAAAAACAUAAUUGUUUGCAAGUGGGAAAAAUAGGAGAUGUUGCUGUGAGCCAGUGAGUUUUAUCGACAACUCACGUUCCCUUACCCUGUCAUUCCACUGAUACUCCAUUUUCAUCUCAUCCCACCUUAUUGUCUCUCAUGACUCUUGUCAACAUUAGGAUGUUAAGCUCUGGUUGAUUAAUUAAUAUAUUAAUUAAAUUCAGUAAUUUUUGAAGGCAAGAACAAUACAUGGACAAACCAUAAUUAGAUAUGUAAUUAUUUUCGUCAAUUUACCUUGUGUCACUUUAGAUCUCCCAACUAACUCAACAUUUGGUCUAGAGUGCAUAUUCAUGACCACUUGCAGAAAUAAGUUGGGCACUAAAAAAUACGUAAGUUCCAAAAUAAAUGUUACUGUCAAUGUUUGGUUACUGAAAUAACAUCUCUUGGACACAAACUGAUAUUAACAUAUUUUUUUGAUACUUGAAGAAAAUUCACAAUCAUCAUGGCCACCAUCAUGUGACCACGAGAAAAAAUACAUUUAGAGUAUACAAAUUGGUCUCCUAAAACAUCUUCAAUGAUUCCAGAAAACCAAUUUUACUGUUCAUAGUACAGAAAAAAAAAUAAUUAAUACAGUUCGCACAUAAAUCCCGUGGUUGUUUGCAACUUACAGUACAAGCCGAUGCACUCUGUCCUCAGAAUAAUGGCGAAGUUACUCACUCAUUGCUGUGGGCUAACACCGAUGACUGUGGUCACUGAAUUCUACAUAUAGUUCCAAAAAAAUGGAAAAUGGUUGAUCAUACAUGGUAGUGCCCGGAUCACAGCCCCAAAAUUUUCUAUUUGACUCACAUUAAAAUGUUAUUUUUGAGCCACCUUCUGGUACAAGACCUACUUGGUAGCUCGUACAGACGCUGACUGAACUCUGUGUGUCCAUGGUCGUCCUUCUUGCUGAGCAAGGACAAAUGGUGCUCAUGUGACAAAACUCUGUGACCAAUCAUAGAAAUGCACAGAAAAAUAUCAGCUAAUACUAGUGCAUGGCAACGGUACUUUGACUAAGAUACAGAUUCUUUCUCAUUGUUACAGAACUCUCUCUCUUUUAAUUCUUACGCAACUGCCCAACUGACAAAUUAUUGCAUCAGUUCGUCCAAACAAAGAACCCUGGCAAAAAAAUACAAAAGAGUAUUACAUUAACGCAUACUUACAAAUUUAGAAGAAACAAGCAACACUUAAAAAAUAGGUAAAAAUAACUUCCAGUUGCUUAUUCACCAUAAAGCAAGCAAAUCUUCAGGAACAAUUAAAAAGUAUGAAAAGAUGUAAAUUAUUACUAUAAAACAUGACAAACACACAAAUACUUCUCAAGAGAAUAAAUAGCUGGUAUUUAAAUCAUAUAAAAAACCUAACCAUAGUGCUGAACAUGAUGGGACAACACAAAAAUCGUUAAAUAAACCAUUUAACAAGUGGGGAGUCUGGGUUGCUACAACCUUUGACAGCUAUCCAAAAUUAGCUUUUUUUUUUUUUUUGCGAAAAACUAUGAUUCAAAAUUUUUUCACUGACUGUUCAAAUGUGAAAUGAAACUAUUGUUUAAAAACUGAUUUUGUCAGCCACACUCUGUUUUAGUUUUUUUGUA